Spea bombifrons (plains spadefoot toad) is the source of this 1406-nucleotide messenger RNA. RefSeq lists its product as uncharacterized. The record is from RefSeq and is a predicted model, not a curated record. Bases 9 to 1235 code for a protein of 408 amino acids. Gene Ontology annotation, biological process: peptidoglycan catabolic process. Lineage: Eukaryota; Metazoa; Chordata; Amphibia; Anura; Pelobatidae. The transcript has 9 exons. Gene Ontology annotation, molecular function: zinc ion binding; N-acetylmuramoyl-L-alanine amidase activity.
CAAACACCAUGAUAUUACUAGUUGCCCUUCUGUCGGUCUUCUGUGCCAUCACACAUGGAUGUCCCACCAUCGUUAGCAAGUCUGACUGGGGGGGAAGAAGAGGCACAUGCACCGCCCGUCUAAGCACACCUGUCAAAUAUGUCAUCAUCCAUCAUACAGCUGGAGCAUCGUGUAGCUCGAGGCCUGCGUGUAUUGGCCAAGCCAAAGCUGAACAGAAUAAUAACAUGAAUUCAAGCGGCUGGUGUGAUGUUGGAGACAACUUCCUAGUUGGAGAAGACGGAGCUGUUUAUGAAGGUCGGGGCUGGAAUACCCGUGGAGAUCACGCCAUAGACUACAACUCUGUGUCCAUUGGAAUCAGCGUUAUGGGAACCUUUACCGAACGAGCUCCGAACGAUAACGCUCUAAAUGCAACUAAAAAUCUCAUCAGUUGCGGAGUCUCAAAAGGCUUCAUCAGAAGAGAUUAUAUCCUAAUGGGACGUCGCAAUGUGUAUAAAACAGAGGGCCCAGGAAAUGAAUUGUACAAAAUUAUCCAAACCUGGCCCAAUUUUAGGCCAUACGCACACAUUUCCAUAAACAAUAUUGAAUCUACUAACGCCCCACCCAAAGAUGAUGUUGGAUCGUAUAUAAGAAGCAGAGAGAGCGUCAGAAGACUCCCAGCAGCAGAGCGUUGUGUUCUCUGCGAUAUCUACACCAUGAUCCUCGUCAUCGCGCUUCUGUCAGCCUCCUGCGUCAUUGCGCAAGGUUGCCCCACCAUUGUUUCCAAGUCUAACUGGGGGGCAAGAAGCACCAAAUGCACUGUGGGUUUAAAGACACCCCUUCCGUUAGUGCUGAUCCACCACACAGCUGGGGCGUCGUGUACCUCGAAGUCCGCUUGUAUCAAACAAGUGAAGAGUAUACAGAGCUAUCACAUCGAUAAAAGAGGUUAUUGUGAUAUUGGAUACAACUUCUUAGUUGGAGAAGACGGGCUUGUUUAUGAAGGUCGUGGAUGGAAAACCCAAGGCGUUCCCACUUAUAGCCAACCGUCCAUUGGAAUCAGCGUUAUUGGAACCUUCUCAAAACGAGCUCCGAACAAGAAGGCUCUAAAUGCAGUUAAAAGCCUGAUCAACUGCGGCGUUUCAAACGGUUACAUCAGAAAAGAUUAUAUCCUGAAGGGACAUCGCAAUCUGGGUAAAACUGAUUGCCCUGGAGACAAGCUAUACGAUAUAAUUAAAACCUGGCCUCAUUUCAAGGCUUAAAAUUACUAUUGUUUUUCUCGAGAACCUAAUCUGUUGAGACCCUACAUUACCCCUAUUAUCUUAAUUCAUGAUUUCCAUUACAGGACAUAAGGGUUAAGCCUCUAAAUAAAUGUCCUGAUUCUAACAAGAUCCGUGGUCUUAUUUCAUUCCAACUAGAUGUUUAAUUAACCU